Halichondria panicea is the source of this 3299-nucleotide messenger RNA. RefSeq lists its product as uncharacterized. The transcript has 16 exons. The coding region runs from base 144 to 3299 and encodes 1051 amino acids. Gene Ontology annotation, molecular function: collagen binding; ATP binding; protein tyrosine kinase collagen receptor activity. Gene Ontology annotation, biological process: protein phosphorylation; positive regulation of neuron projection development; multicellular organism development. NCBI's taxonomy places the organism in Eukaryota, Metazoa, Porifera, Demospongiae, Suberitida, Halichondriidae. The record is from RefSeq and is a predicted model, not a curated record. Gene Ontology annotation, cellular component: signaling receptor complex; plasma membrane.
ACCUCAUAAUUAUGAAGAAUGCUUGUGUGUGAAUGGUUUAGGGUCAUAUGGUAGACAUAUCUAGACUAUAUCUAGCAGAUUCACAGGGCUCCCAUCGACAUCCACGCCCCCUCUUGAAAAGAAAUCAGUGAAAGAAGCCUAAAAUGAACUGGCUUCUAUCCUUGCUACUGUUGGCAAGCACUCUAUUCAGGGCCCAGGCUAGAAGGAGGGAUCUCACAGAGAUUACCUACCGGUUCACCAACUGCGGAUCAUCAAACCACGAUGGCCCCAGGGUAGAGCCUGAGUGCGGUCGUUUUUACAAACAGAUAAACUCACCAAUUGUAUCCGGUCAAACUUUGUUUGAAUUUGAUGAUGAAUACGAUGGAGGACAGGGAUUUCGCUUACCAAGAAAUGACCUCUACAACAUCACCAUUGCUGGAGCCAGAGGAGGUGAGGGUUUGUGCAAUUUCGAGUAUGGAUUGGGUGGAGUGGUUCGUAUGCAAGUUGAACUGACUACUGACUACGAGUACCUUAUCUUGGUGGGACACAGAGGAACCAGUGUGUGUGAUGUACCCGAUAAUGCAGUCAACCCGAUAUGCCAACAACCAAGACCAAGAAAUCUUGCAGAAGCGGAGGCUUGCAAAGUUGAUUGGAUAAAUGAAACACUUGCAAAAGGCAGCAACGCAGAUCUUUUCAAUGGUGGUGGUGGUGGAGGUGGAGCUAGCAUGAUUUGGCCGAGGAGAAAAAAUGAUUCAGAAUUCACUAAUUUGCCGAUUGUAGUAGCACCUGGAGGUGGAGGGGCCUCAGCUGUUUUGGGUUUUGAAUCAUUGAAAAGUGAACUUUCAAACUACUUACUGAAUUAUCCGAGUAAUGGUACUAGUGAGGAGAUCUAUAGUUUUCAUGUGAAUGCUCAUUUCGAUCAAUAUUACUUAAUCUGGCCAGUAGGUGGCAGGGGAAUAAGACCCAAUAGCAUAGAUCUAACCUCAUCUGGAGCUGGUGGAGGCUGGAAUUCAGUGUUGGGAUUUGUUUUGUUGGAAGUGGAUGGAAAACUAUUGAGUCAAGCAGAUGACUUUGCACAAGGUGGCUUUGAUUGUUCAUCAAGUAUUCCAAGUGAAUCUCGUGUGUUUUCUGAUGUAGAGGGUGGCUAUGGUGGUGGUGGAGGUGGGUGUGGCUCUGGAGGAGGGGGAGGAGGCUACACAGGAGGGCACGUUGUCGAGAAAUUAAACACCAUACCAGGAGGCGGUGGCGAUGUUGGGGUAUUCAAUCUCACAGGGUUACCUGUUGUAAGAAUGCUGGAGAGGGAUCACAAUGAUGGUGAUGGAUAUGUUGAGAUAGUGUCCUCCAACUGUGAGUGUGUUGGACAGUGUGUGAUGUACCCUGAGGAGAAGCAGUUUGAGUGCUUGUGUCCAAAUGAUACUCUCCUGGCUGAGGACGGAAGCAACUGUUACCGAGAAGAAAAAGAGCUAGCAGUUGAAGAAGGAGAACUUAUUCCCAUCCCAGACAGCUACAACGUUCGACAGCUUCACCUCACUGCAGCCAUAGGACUGCUCAGUCUGAGUGUGGAUGUGUCUGUUGAGCCGGUCAGGGUGACAAAACGUCAGGUUGGAGACACGCCACAGGGGGAGGAUUGCUUGAUUGUCCUGUUUGGAGAGAGUUUGGAACAAGUAGUAGUGUCGGAAAGCAUCAGAGAGUCUGGUACAAUCAACACCCUCUCUGUAAUCUCAUUGGACGCUACUGGCAACAUCACACAGAAAACAGACCCUGUGAGGCUACUGCAGAGUCCUGUGACGAUCACCACCAUGGUACUACUGAGCUAUGGGGACUGUAGACUAGCAACAAACACAAUUCAAGCUAAUAUCAGCAUCAUUACUCCAGAUACAGAUGUGGACUUUCAGAUCAGGAAUAUCUCUACUAACUUGCUCAACAGUAUAGCAAGAACCAAAGAGAGCGCAACAAAGCCUAGCAACGAUCGUGGAGUGAUUGGUGCAGUGGUCGGAUCAAUACUGGGGGUAACUCUGCUGGUGGUCUUGAGUGCCGUAAUAAUAGGUGUGGUCUACUACAAGAUCCAACAAAGAAAAAAUAUAACAUUUUCCAAUCACCUCUCUAAAGACAGACACCAAAACAACCUUUACCUGAAAACAGAGUCUCUAGAGCUCAAUUCUGCAUACGUGAGGUAUCAAAGGACUCCCAGCCGCAGAGUAACCACUAAUAUUGGGGAGCCGGGAUACGAAACGUUGCACAUUGACCAAUCAGAGGAUGGUGAAGCUGAUCUGGUGGUUGGGUCUCAUUCCAGUGCCCUGUUCCAGCCUAUACAUGGAAUCAAGACGCCAUCCGUGGAUUUCUGUACCUAUAACAGACAGCGAUUCCACACCCAUGUGCAGCAAUGGCAGUACCCUCGAUCCAAACUGACCUACAUGAGAGAACUAGGGGAAGGACAGUUUGGAAAAGUUCUUCUCAUGGAAGCUAGAGACAUAGCUGGCUACACGGGUAAGAUUCCAGUGGCUGUGAAGACACUCACCAGUAGAGACCCUGCUGUUAUACAAAAGUUUGUCGAGGAAGCUGAACUGAUGAAGAAGUUUACCCAUCCAAACAUUGUCAGCUUGUUAGGUUUCAUUGGACAGAAGGAAGGUGAAGACAGUGCUCCUCUGAUGAUCCUGGAGUACAUGCAGUAUGGAGACCUCCAUGGAUUCUUAAUAGAUAACAGACCUGGUCCCAACAAGCCCUCACCCCUGAAGAAGCUGCAUUUCUACACCUUUGCCUAUGAUGUUGCUCAUGGUCUAGAGUUUCUGUCCCAGCACAAGUAUGUGCACAGAGAUGUGGCAGCGAGAAACUGUCUAGUUGGCUCUGGACUCCAGAUCAAGAUAGCUGACUUUGGUCUGGCACGAGGAGUGAACAACAAGGACUACUACAGAGUAGCUGGUAGUGCGGUGUUACCUGUGAGGUGGAUGGCUCCUGAGAGCCUGCUCCUCGGAAAGUUCUCUUCAGCCUCUGACGUCUGGGCUUAUGGUGUUAUGAUUUGGGAGAUUCUAACGUUUGGGCAACAGGCUUUGCCUGAUAUGAGUACUCAAGAUAUUGUUGAUGCAGCGCAGAAUGGACGUCUUCACCACACCAGACCUCUGGGUUCCCCUGGUGACCUGUGGGAACUUGUAUCUGACUGUCACCAGUUGGAGGUGGAUGAGAGGCCGUCAUUCACUGAGAUUAUCGCCAUGGAACUUUUCAACGUGGUCAAAAAGAGACCACCACUGCCAAGCUCCUCCUCAUUGACUGCUAUACCAGAGAGUGAGCAGCCAUUGCUAUUAACAAACAGUGGACAGUUAUAG